UAGUACUUACUAUUUAAAAUGAGAUAAAUGAUAGAUCUAAAUCGUUUGGAAUUUGGAUUUGUGUUGCGUGAUAUAUAUUGCGUUAAACUAAUACUUCGUUUCUAUUUCUAUAUGCCGGUGGUAUUCACUUACUUGAAAUGAAAGGGUUUAUUAAAAAUUAACCAAUUUAUAAAAAAUAUCUCUAGAAACAGCAACCUUAGUGCAUUGUUCUAACCACAUAUGAAAAUGUUUGAUAAGGUUUCCGUUUUAAUUUUAUGUGCCUUGUCUGUAAGUAAUGCCAUACUACAAGGCACAGUUGAUAUUAAGAGGUUACAAGGAAUACUAGAAGAAGGAUUAAAGACAAACGAUGUUGGGUCUAUUUAUUAUUCAUUAAGAGGAUUGAAACAAUUAAAUGCUAAACACUCAGAUGUGUGUCAGGAUUUAAAAAAUGCUAAAUAUGACAUAAAUAAUGUAGAACAAGUGUUUUAUGUCACUAAUGCUGCACAACUAGCUGGCUGCCAGAACUUUCUGACUCCCGAUGUCUUGAAGGCACCAAGCCAAACCCUGGAUAAAAAAGAUGCCACCGUAGCAGAACUUUACUAUGCGGUGUAUUCUUUAAAAGCUAUGGGCAAGGGUUCAAUUUAUGACAAAGAAGAUGCCUUGAAGAAUCUCAUACAGUUGUUGAAGAAGGAUGAUUCAGCCGCCAAUUAUGGUUUUGUGUUUGCUCUAUGUGAGCACAUGGGCUGUGGUGCAUGGACUGCCCAGCACUCUGAAGGAAUCAUCUUAUCUGCUGAUGAGAGUGACUCCAAAGCUCUCCAUUUUGAAGGUGGAUUGCCGGUCACAUCUUUUUUGCUGACUUCUAUAUUAAGAACAUUUAAAUCACUGAAGAUGGCAUCCCCACUAUCAGAGGAGCAACGCUACAAAUUUGCGGCGUAUUUGCUGUCACGGCGAUCUGUCAACACACCCCGAGGAGCAGCCUUGUUACUGGAGGCCGCUUAUGCUAUUGCAGAUGAACAGCCUACACCUAUAAGCAUUGCAUUUAAAGACAGAAAGUACAUCACAUCAGAAGUGGACACCAUAGACUUCACUGUAACAGACUUGAUUGGGCGUCCCAUACGGUCCUUGAAGCCUGAAGAUGUAGUCGCUCAAUCAGGAACAAGACUUGCCGAUGAUGUUGUUGUACUUUCGAAGCAACCACUCACACAGAAACCAAAUGAGCCUACAACUUUCGUCCUUAAUCUCAGCAAAAUUAAAACACAGUAUGGCAUGUACAAGAUUUCUCUUGCGGCUGGUACAAAAUCUGCAAACUUCAAUGUGGCCGUUCUGGGUGAAGUACAAGUGAGCCACAUAGAAAUUGGUAUUGGCGAUGCGGAUGGUACCACCAGUCCCAAACUAACAACCAUUACAUAUCCAAACAAACUUAAUGAAAAACUACAGGCGGAUCACAUGCAAAAGAUUUUAUUAAAAUACACAGUGAAAGAUAAAUGGAACAAGGCAGUGACAGUUCAACAGUCCUUUGUUCGUAUUGCUCCUGUGGGCGGUGAGGAUGAAGCUAUAUUUGUGGCUGAGCCUGAUAAUACCAAAACAUAUAAAGUAGAAUUGAAUGUUGGAACAUUAUCAAAACACUUGAACAAUCUGUCUGGCAACUAUCUUGUGAGUGUGUAUCUCGGAGACAGUGCUGUCUCUAAUCCUGUACAUUGGGACAUUGGAGAGAUCAAUUUCAACUUCGGAAAAGACGCAACUGCCAUUGGUGUGUCGGGAGGCAGUACCAAGGGGGCGGUCUCCCGCGGGCCGCUGCCGGAGAUCGCGCACCAGUUCCGUGUGGCGGAGCCCCGGCCCGCACGACUCGUGUCGGACGUGUUCGCGGCGGCGUGCGCAGCGCCCCUGCUGCUGCUCGUGGUGCUGUGGGCGCGGCUCGGAGUCAACUGCCGCCUGUUCCCCUUCACACCCGCCGCUCUCAUCUUCCAUCUAGGACUUGGAGGUUCCCUGUCGCUGUAUGGGCUGCUGUGGCUGAAGUUAUCGAUGUUCGAGACGCUACGCUACAUGGUCCCACUGGCGGCCGCCACCUUCCUCUCCGGACACAGCUUGCUGCGCCGCCUCGUCAGCGACAAGACGAAGCGUGUCUAGUGUCACAUUGCAUGUGUCGAUUGCACUCUAGUGUUUAGUCAUUUAUUAAUGCCCGUUUAAAUGUCUUAAAAUAACCAUAAAGGUACAUUUGAGCCUAAAGUAAGAAUAGAUUAAUUACAACACCAAGAAAGUGCAAUAUCUAUGUCACACCAGUUUGUUUUGAGAUUUGAUUCAAUUGAUUGAUUCGUUCAUAUUUAUGGUGUGUUUGAUAUAUUUAUGUGAUAGAAUAAAAUGAUUGACUGUAAAAAGUUUUCAAUAAAAUAUGAAUAAAU
This is a messenger RNA of Leptidea sinapis, 2378 nucleotides long. It is a transcript of the gene OstDelta, whose product is annotated as dolichyl-diphosphooligosaccharide--protein glycosyltransferase subunit 2. The coding region runs from base 220 to 2106 and encodes 628 amino acids. The transcript has 10 exons. NCBI's taxonomy places the organism in Eukaryota, Metazoa, Arthropoda, Insecta, Lepidoptera, Pieridae. Gene Ontology annotation, biological process: protein N-linked glycosylation. The record is from RefSeq and is a predicted model, not a curated record. Gene Ontology annotation, cellular component: oligosaccharyltransferase complex; membrane.